Molecule: messenger RNA, 1755 nt
Organism: Brachypodium distachyon (stiff brome)
Lineage: Eukaryota; Viridiplantae; Streptophyta; Magnoliopsida; Poales; Poaceae
Product: probable protein S-acyltransferase 7
Exons: 5
Coding region: 195-1421 (408 amino acids)
Biological process (GO): protein targeting to membrane; peptidyl-L-cysteine S-palmitoylation
Cellular component (GO): endoplasmic reticulum; Golgi apparatus
Molecular function (GO): protein-cysteine S-palmitoyltransferase activity
Source: RefSeq, a predicted model, not a curated record
CCUCUCCAUUUGGUCUCUCUCUCUCGUGUCUCGGCUCGCGACAUCGGCGGCGGCGCGGCGGCGGGGGGCAGCAUUGGGAGCUGACGGCGCCGACGGCGAUCAGGGGAGGAGCAAGGGAGGAAGCUCUCCGGCGGCUAUGCCGUGAUCUGGGGGCGUGAUCUCGCGGGCGAGUACUGGCUCGGAGGGCCUCGGCGAUGAACGGAGCAAGCGCCGGCGCCGGAACCGGUGCUGGCGGCGAGGGGCCGUUGGUCUACCAGGCCUGGAAAGGAAACAAUGUAUUUUUCUUCCAGGGGAGGUUUAUAUUUGGACCUGAUGCGAGAUCCUUGUUUGUCACCAUGCUCCUCAUUAUUGCUCCAGUAUCAAUCUUCUGUGUGUUCGUUGCAAGAGAAUUGAUGAGUAAUUUCUCCUACAGUCUGGGGUUACCUGUGAUGGUUGCAGCGGUUGUAUUCACAGCAUACGAUUUGAGUCUUCUGCUUCUCACUUCUGGGAGGGAUCCAGGUAUCAUACCUCGGAAUGCACAUCCUCCAGAACCUGAAGGUUUUGAAGGCAAUGCUGAAGUUGGAGCUAACCAGACUCCACCAUUGCGUUUGCCCCGAAUUAAGGAUGUUGUUGUCAAUGGAAUCACUGUAAAGACAAAAUACUGUGAUACCUGCAUGCUGUACCGGCCUCCUCGUUGCUCCCAUUGCUCUAUCUGCAACAACUGUGUCGAACGGUUUGACCAUCACUGCCCAUGGGUUGGGCAAUGUAUAGGACUUCGGAAUUACAGGUUCUUUUAUAUGUUUGUCUUCUCAACAACUCUUCUCUGCCUCUAUGUCUUCGGAUUCUGCUGGGUGUACAUUGUUAAGAUCAGAAAUGCUGAGCAGAUAACAAUAUGGAAGGCAAUGGCAAAGACCCCUGCGUCUAUCGCUCUGGUUGUCUACACGUUCAUUGCAGUUUGGUUCGUUGGUGGCCUCUCAGUAUUUCACUUGUAUCUCAUGAGCACUAAUCAGACAACAUAUGAGAACUUCAGGUAUCGCUAUGACCAACGAGCCAACCCGUACAAUAGGGGAGUCGUGGAGAACAUUAAGGAGAUCUUCUUCACGCCUAUCCCUCAAUCCAGGAACAACUUUGGUGGCAGAGUUCCACAGGAUCAGGGCCUGAGGCCUCGCCCGACGACUGGUUUCAUGAGUCCAAACAUGGGGAGAGCUGUCGGUGACAUUGAGAUGGGCAGAAAACCGGUGGCAUGGGACGAGCCAAGGAUGGCAGCUGAGAUAGGUGAUCUGGGAGGUCUGGGCAACUUGUUGGAGGACAAGGAUGGCCGGUUCUGCAACGCAUCCCCAGAUCUAAGCCGUGAUGCCCUCGCGGUUGGAGGCUUAGAUGAGCAAGGCUCCUCAGCUAUGAACCCACCACGGUCGAGUUGGGGAGUCGAAGCAGGUCGAUGAUGUUGAUGGCCAGUCGGCCAUGGAACCAACUAUAGUGGAGGGAGGACUCAGGGAUGUAGUGCCAGCUUGUUCCUAAUUUGGUGUUUGGUUCAAAUCUGAGGUAGCUAAUGUUAUUAGGCCUAUGGGUUGGUUUUUCUUGUGUUGCUUUGCAUUUCCUGUAUCAGCGGUUUUAAGCAGUGUGUUGGAUUUGUGAGGUCUCCAGUUUAGUACUGCAAUUCUAAUUGUGUUUGUAUAUAGUUUGAGCGGUGAACCCCAAAAUGGAUUGAUUUGCUUGGGUUCUGAUGCUGAUGAUUGCGAACGAGCUUAAAUUUGAGCCAUCAUUCCGAAGCUUAAA